AUGCUGCCGGCUGCAGCGCCGCCGGGCCGGGCGGAGCGGAGCGGGGCCGGCAGCAGGGCUGCUCCCGCGGCGUGGCUGGGCUGGGGUUGGGUUGGGUUGGGCUGGGCUGGGCGGCUCGGUCCGGGCGUGCGCCGGCACCGCUCCACCUGCGCGCCGAGCCGGGCGGCGGGGGAGGCUCCCGAGCGAGGCAGGGCUUCCCCCGCCGGACGUGGCAUCACGCCGCCCGGCGCCAAUCCCGCGCAGGGCGCAGCCCCCCGCCCCGGGCCCCGGCUCCGCCCCCGCCGCCGGCGCUGCGCAGCGCCGAGCGUCGCCGCCGCCCGCCGGCCCGGGCCGGCCCCGAGCCGAGCGGAGGGCGGCACGGGUGCGGGCGCUGCGGGGCAGAGCCGGUCUCCCUGCGGGGUCUCCCUCCGUCCCGGCCCCCGGAGCAGCCCGAGGGCGAGGAGCAUCGCCGCCCCGCCUCUGCGACGGGAGGUCCCGGUGGCGGCGGCACGGACAGCCCCUGCCCGGGCAGGUUUCAAACCGGCCUUGGAGCACGGACGGCUGGGGCGCUCGGGGCGUCGAACGCUGUCCUUCGGGAAGGACGCAGUGAAAACGGGCGUUAAACCCGUCUGUGUCUGUGUCGUGGUCCAGGUGCUGAACCUGAAGACCCCGAGUUUCCCCAAAUUUGGUGGGAAAACGACCACACAGAAGACUUGACUUGAAAAAACACUUGGCCAGACCGGUGAGCAGAAAGCUUCUUAAUUGAGAGCCUGGGAAUCCCAGCGAGGUCCUGGGGAGGCUAAAAGCUCCCCUUUAAGGGCAGAUGUGGGAAGAGAGGCGAUUUUCAACUACAGAUUCUCAGCUUUGGAGUUCAGUUCCUACAGCAGCCCGCCAGCUCCUGAAACUGGUGCUCUGCAGCUCCGCCAGCCGUGUUUUAGACGGCUUCCCACAGAACUGAGGCAUCUGUGAUCACCUGUGUGUCAAGGAUUCAUGAAAGCUCUCCGCCUGCUCCCUGCACCCCCAACAUUGGCUGGUGUUUAGCAGAAGCUGGAUGUGUAUUUUGCUGAAUCAAAUCUAAUUAAGUUAUUCAGAUGAUUUACUAGAUUACACCUUACUAUCUACAGCUGCUUACUUCUUCACUGGAUCUUCCUUCAUUAGAAAUCUGGCACCUCCUCAUCCCCUCUGCACACAUUCCCCCGUGAAGCUUUUCUGACAUGUGCGGGAAGCACGUGUCAGGUUGU
Harpia harpyja (harpy eagle) is the source of this 1220-nucleotide messenger RNA. RefSeq names its product translation initiation factor IF-2-like. The record is from RefSeq and is a predicted model, not a curated record. The transcript has 2 exons. Bases 1 to 696 code for a protein of 231 amino acids. Lineage: Eukaryota; Metazoa; Chordata; Aves; Accipitriformes; Accipitridae.